CAUUCACAAGCGAACGAGAUCAUUAGAAGCCGAUUGAAUCUCCUCUCCCCCGGGAACGGUUCUCACGAGACUCUCCAGGUUCGGUGAGUACGAAACAAGCUGUGCAGAAAUUGGUCUCUGGCGUGCAUUUCGUUCUUUUCCAUUAAAAGUUUAUGGGCUUCAGAUGGUUUGUAUUUGCCUGAGCUUUUGAUGGGCUCUUUUCUGAGGGGAUGGAUCUUGCAAGCAACAAAAGGCAGAAGCAUGGCAAUGAGCAAACUAAUUCACCAGGCACCCAAUUCCAGUCAAGCAUCCUCAGUAAUAAUAGACGUGUCUGUCUUCAGUUUCUUGAGCAAUACAAUGAAUUGAAGUAUGGGAGUGUCACCAAAGGCCUCGAGGCAAUCCAUAUCAAGCGGCGUGAACUUAUUGGCAUCUUAGAAAAGCUACAGCAAGUUCCUAUCCGACUGCCCUAUUCCAGUCCAGUCCUGAAAUCAUCAGAUGCAACAUUAUAUAACUUCGGGCAAAGUGGGAGCAAUUACAGUUCAGCUAAUAUCAUCGACUUGGAUGCAGACGAAGACAAUUUUGGAGAUGAUAACUAUGCUAAUGUGGGGAACACUGGGGCUGAUGCAACAUUUUUAGCAGUCGAUUCUGACAUCGAGGAUGGGGUACAAUCCUUUGGAGGUGAGAAUUCACCUUCUAAGCAACAUGAAAAUUUUAUCCAACAGCAGUUGCUGCCUGAGCAGCCUGUUGAACAUCAAGAAAUCAUCAUUCUGGAUAAUGUGAAUAGCAGUACUGAACCACAAGUUUCAGUUAAGCGAGGAAAGGACAUCAUGGAUCCUGACAAUGUUUCUGAUAAGCCCAACAAGAUUGCUCUAUUUGAUAGUGACAGUACUUCGGUGCAGCAGUCAUUGAUCAAGCAAGGACAUGGCCAUAUUAAAACUACUAAUGAGCAGAGUCAUCAUAAGGAGAAAGGAAAGAUUGAAAAAACCAUAGAGAAAGAUAUUGAUUCUUAUGAAGUAUCUAGUGAAGUUGUACAAACUGAACCACAAAGCAACGGUAUUAAUCACCAUGACAAAGGCAGCCCGGUUGAUGAGCUGGAAGAUCUUUGGAGGGACAUGUCAGUUGCAUUGGCAUGUUCAAAGACCAUUGGAAGUAAUCAGAGUAUUGUUCCAUCAGAGAAAAACACUUGUGAGGAAAUGGAGGAUGCAUGUAAUCAUGACUUCUUAAUGAAAGAUGAUUUGGGCAUUGUGUGCCGUGUUUGUGGUCUCAUCGAGCAGCGCAUUGAGAAUACUUUUGAGUACUCAUGGAAAAAGCGCAAGCAAUCUUACAAAACAUACCCCUCAGAACAUAGAAACUCUAGUGAUCCGGAUGCAACUGGCAAUCCUUCAGCAAUGGUUCUCAAAGUUGUCCCUGAUACUCUGUCAAUCCACCCUCAACAUUCACAACAUAUGAAACCUCACCAGAUGGAAGGUUUCAAUUUCUUGAUCAAGAACUUGGCAGAUGAGAACAAUCCAGGAGGGUGUAUUCUAGCACACGCGCCUGGUUCUGGGAAGACCUUUAUGCUCAUCAGUUUCGUCCACAGCUUCCUGAACCGGUACCCUGCUGGGAGGCCAUUGAUUGUGCUUCCAAGGGGUAUUCUGGGAACAUGGAAAAGCGAAUUUCUCCGUUGGCAAGUUGAGAACAUUCCUUUGUAUGACUUCUACUCCUCCAAAGCUAAUAACCGGUCUGAGCAGCUCAAAGUUUUGAAAUUGUGGGAAGAAUACAGAAGCAUAUUGCUGAUCGGUUAUCAGAAAUUUGAACACAUAGUUUCUGAUGACUCUUCUGAUAGUGAAGCCAUAAUGUGCAGAGAGAAGCUGCUGAAGGUCCCUAGCCUUGUAAUUCUAGAUGAAGGCCACACCUCGAGAAAUGACCAAACAGAACUGCUCAGUGCACUUGAAACUAUUCAAACUCCUCGAAAAGUGGUGCUCUCAGGAACCUUGUUUCAGAACCAUGUAAGUGAGGUUUUCAACAUUUUGAACCUUGUCCGACCCAAAUUCUUGAAGAUGCAGAAAUCUCGUGCAAUCAUGAAGCGUAUACUAACUAAGGUGGACAUGCUAGGGAAGAGUGUACGAGCAAAAAACAUCUCAGAAAAGGUCUUCUAUGAAUUGAUUGAAGAGAACCUUCAGAAGGAUUCGAAAACAAUGAAAGUGAUGAUUAUCCAGAAUCUACGCGAGCUAACUAAGAAUGUGCUCCACUAUUACCAAGGUGAGAUCUUGAAGGAGCUACCUGGACUUGUGGAUUUCACAGUUUUGCUAAAUAUGAGUACCAAACAGGACAAUAUCAUCAAGGGUUUGGUAGGAACAAAUAAAUUUGAAGCACAUGCAAAAUGCAAUGCUGUUUCUCUUCAUCCAUGCUUAAAGGAUGUCAAGAAUGUUGAUAAGAAAAAUAGAAACAUCAGCAAAAGGAAGAUGGAAUUAAUCAUACGUGGAAUCGAUAUCAAUGAUGGGGUGAAGGCAAAGUUCAUAUACAAUCUGUUGUCUCUUUCGGAAGCUGCGGGAGAGAAGGUACUCGUGUUCAGCCAGUAUGUGCGCUCUCUUGAUUUCUUGGAAACGCUGGUCACCAAAAUGAAAGGAUGGAAAUCAGGAGUUAACACUUUCCAGAUGAAUGGUGGUUUAACUAAUGAUCAGCGAGAGCAAGCAGUCGAGAGAUUCAACAACUCACCAGACGCUAAAGUCUUCUUCGGUUCCAUCAAGGCGUGCGGGGAGGGGAUCUCCCUCGUUGGAGCAUCACGUGUUGUCAUUUUGGAUGUCCAUGAGAAUCCUGCUGUGAUGCGCCAGGCGAUCGGACGGGCAUUCAGACCAGGGCAGUCUAAAAUGGUGUACUGUUACCGCCUCGUCGCCGCUGGCUCACUGGAGGAGGAGCAUCACAACACGGCCUUCAAGAAAGAGCGGGUGUCAAAGCUGUGGUUCGAGUGGAAUGAGCUUAGCAGCAAUGAGGAUUUUGAGCUCGCCGAGGUGGAUGUUUCUGGCACCGAGGACAGAUUUCUGGAAAGCCCUGCACUGCGAGAAGAUAUCAAAUCCCUAUUGAAAAGGUGAAUGCAUGCGUUGCUGAUAAGUGGCACGGUACAAUUGACUAGUCCAGAUUCAGGUGCUGAGAAAAGGAACUGAAUCAAGUAUUUGUGCCUCUUUGCAGUUUUUACCUGAUCGAGUGCAGUAUGUUAUGAAGUAGUAAAAAUAUCUAGUAGUAGAACCAUUAACUCUCUCAAUGUAAAUUGCUGCUGCUUUUGGGUGGUUGACCUCUUGUGUGUUCCCAUGAAAUGUGACGAU
Phragmites australis (common reed) is the source of this 3281-nucleotide messenger RNA. RefSeq names its product protein CHROMATIN REMODELING 35-like. Gene Ontology annotation, biological process: gene silencing by siRNA-directed DNA methylation. The record is from RefSeq and is a predicted model, not a curated record. The coding region runs from base 210 to 3050 and encodes 946 amino acids. Gene Ontology annotation, molecular function: ATP-dependent chromatin remodeler activity; ATP binding. NCBI's taxonomy places the organism in Eukaryota, Viridiplantae, Streptophyta, Magnoliopsida, Poales, Poaceae. The transcript is spliced from 8 exons.